This is a messenger RNA of Eucalyptus grandis, 1105 nucleotides long. RefSeq lists its product as uncharacterized. The transcript has 3 exons. The record is from RefSeq and is a predicted model, not a curated record. Lineage: Eukaryota; Viridiplantae; Streptophyta; Magnoliopsida; Myrtales; Myrtaceae. The coding region runs from base 293 to 787 and encodes 164 amino acids.
CGGCGACCCUUCCGCGAGCUCCGACGACGGCGAUCGUGCCGCCACCGGGCUUCACUCGGCGACGAGGACCACCGCGAGUAGCGACAGCCUCUCUCUCUCUCUCUCUCUCUCUUUCGUGUCUUGCUCACGUCUGCAGGCCGUGCGCGAGCUUCGACGCGUGGCUGGCUUGCUCUCUCGCGGGUUCGACUUCGAGCACUGUUAUAGAGGAGGGAGUGCAAAGUGCGUUGGAAGAGUAGAGGUGAAGGAGAGAGCAGGAGAGGCGGUGGAUGAGCGAAGUCGACGGUUGAGAGAGAUGAAGUUGAGAGUGGUCUGCAGGAAGCUGUACGACUACGUUCGCUACGACUUGAAGGAGAUCGCGUUCCCCUCCUCGCUGCCCGAUCCUCCUCACAUCAAAAAGCGUCGCAAGCUCACUUGGCACGACCGGUUUCUCGUGUUAAAGGAGGCGUCCAGGCUUUAUGCUGCGAGCUGGGUUCGUGAUAUUGGUCCUGAGCUCCGACCAAAUGAUUACAAGAAAGAUGAAGACAGUGAAGACAAGCCCAGAAGAGCCAAAAAAGUGGCUGAAGAGAAAGAACCUUCGACUUUAGAGGAUCUUGCUGUGGCUGCAAGAGGGGGAAUGGAAACAUUAAAGCCUGCUUUGCAGCGGGUGUACAUGAUGAGAGCUUCUGCAUAUAGGGAUGCUCUUAAAAGCUUUAUAGAAGGAUAUCAAGAAGGUGUCCAACAGGUUAUGGAAAAGAAAGGAGAUGCUACAUCUCAGAAGACGGGUGAUGCGCCUGAAAAGAUGAAUUGAUUGAUCUUGUGAGGUGUGUCCUUCCAAAGAUAAAGUUCUUUCCGAACACCCUUCUGACAAAUCACUUGUGUAUGUUUUCCUCAUGAUGGUGUUGACUAUAGCUUGCCCAUCCAGUUCAGAAAAUAUUACUCGGAAAUAAUCACUUACUAUAGGUGCCUGCACUUUUGUUGACCGUUAGCAAGGCCGAGUCUUUGAUGUACCAAGUCUUGCAUAUUUCUCUCUAGUGUAAUGCUUCUUCUUUCCAACAUAAAUCUAGAGGCAAUUGAAGUUUCUUCGAUUGACAGUGGUGAUGCUUUACUCCAUGAUUUCUUGGUUAAA